Molecule: messenger RNA, 273 nt
Organism: Cooperia oncophora
Lineage: Eukaryota; Metazoa; Nematoda; Chromadorea; Rhabditida; Trichostrongylidae
Source: the annotation of a GenBank genome assembly
UUGCAGCUCCUACAGUCUAUAUUUCAGCUGGGUUCUGGAAAUUAUAACAUCUUUCUGAACAACUGUGAACAUUUUGUGAAAUGGUGUCGCUAUGGAAAUAGGAUCAGUGGACAGGCUGUCGCUGUGAAAAGUCUGCUUCUGGGUUCUGCCUUAUCCGCUGUGGGUGCAUCGCCGAUGGUCGCAAUGGGUGCAGGUUUUGCAUUUCUCACUCUAGCGACCCCUGUAUCUAAGCUGAUCAGUCGCUACUAUGGAUCGAAUUUCUCAUUGUUCUGA